GAGCCUCGCAAGAAGGGCGAUCGGGACGGCGAGCAGUUCCACUGCGACGGGCAGGAAGGGCUUCUUGCAGACGGCCAGCUUCCCCAGCAUCGACGAGGCCGUGGUCCUCAGGUUCGCGAGGAGCGAGGUCCAGGUGCUCGAGUGUGAAGGCAGGGUCAGGCUGACUGUCGUGGCGAGCAGGAGCCCGCACGGCGAGGUGUCGGUGCCUUGGAGUACCAAGGACGGGACGGCCAAGGCCGAGGCGGCGGACGUCAGGGAUCCGCGGUACGUGCGGAGCGAGGGCGUGCUGAGGUUCAGGCCCGAGGGCCCGCUCUCCCAGGAGAUCGAGGUCGCGGUGAUUGACGACCACGAGUGGCAGGACACGGAGUUCUUCGAGGUGCACCUCGAG
Messenger RNA from Prorocentrum cordatum, 388 nucleotides. The record is from the annotation of a GenBank genome assembly. NCBI's taxonomy places the organism in Eukaryota, Dinophyceae, Prorocentrales, Prorocentraceae.